Messenger RNA from Striga asiatica, 752 nucleotides. The record is from the annotation of a GenBank genome assembly. Lineage: Eukaryota; Viridiplantae; Streptophyta; Magnoliopsida; Lamiales; Orobanchaceae.
AUGGCGGCUCCGGCAGCAACCCAGGUCGCCCACACCCUCCGUCUGGUCCUCUCCUGCAGAAAAUUCACCGCGCAGGUCACCUGUCCCACCAGCCACUCGAUCAUAGCAAUGGCCUCGUCCUCCGAGCAAGAGUUCGCCAAGGAGUACACAGCAAAACUCAAUCGCUUCCCACGCUCGAAGCUCUACUGGAACUCCACAACGGCUUCGAGGGUCGGCGACAAGAUCGCCGCCCGCCUCCGGGAAAUCGGGAUCUCCGGCGUCCGUAUCGACGCCCAGGAGGAGCUCGCAAGGCCCAUCCACUACCGCAAGAUGCUGGGCCCCUUUUUCGCAUCCGUGAAAGGGGCUGGGAUCGCGGUCGAAGGCGCCGAAAAAUUAGCAGAAAUUUCUGCUGACCGUUGGGAAAUCGAGAACAUACCAUAAUGGUUGAAAUCUUUCUUAAAAGUGGAUGAUAAACUCAGCUCACGAGUUAAAUUGAUGGGCUCGGAUUGUAUUAUUCGCUUCAUACCUCUUUAGAUUAAUCAGGCUUUUGAAUCUUGAUUUUUGGGUACUUUAUCUUCAUCAGGACACAAAAAAAAAACUAAUCUUUAGAUUGUAGUAUGGAAUUAACAGUGAUCUAAAUUUGGUGUUGGUAUGUAAAUUCCUGUGCAUAUAUAGCCAGCCCUGUUUGCUGCUGAGCUAAUGAAAGCCUGUUAAUUUCCUCCCUAUUGACAAUAAUUUUCUCAACUGUUCCAUCUUCCAUGCUAUAAUCUUAU